This is a messenger RNA of Prorocentrum cordatum, 1137 nucleotides long. Lineage: Eukaryota; Dinophyceae; Prorocentrales; Prorocentraceae. The record is from the annotation of a GenBank genome assembly.
AUGGCGUUCGAGGGCAUCGCCUGCCUCGUGCUGGUCGCCAGCUCUGCCCUGCCGCUGCAGGCCCUGACGCUGCACGAGGCCGACGAGGCGCUACUCCGGCGUGCUGGGCAGGGCGCCGCGGCGGGAGAGGCUGGCAGGCGCAGCGGUAUGAUAGACCUCCAGCACCUCGUUGACCAGCACGCCGCGUCCGAGGUCGAGCUUCACGCCCGUGCGGCCGAGACGUUCCGCAAGUUUGCCAGCAAGAUGGCCAAGAGCGGGUGCAACUACAAAGGGGGCCUGCUGCCGUGUCCCAACGGCCACAUCUGCCACUACACGGGGCAGAACGGCGUGAGGUCCAACGCGACUGUGGAGUACCGUGGGAACAUCAUCCGGACGGUCUUGUCCCCCGAUCCCGACCAGGGACUCGAUCAGCCAGACCUCGUAACAUUCAUGGGGGCCAGCACCGACGACGCUCCUGCAAUGCUGACGGAAGUGCCAGAGGAAUACAGGAGAACAGCGGACCCCGUGAUGUUGAAGAUGUUUUUUAUUGAGGAUACUGAUGAUGUGACUGAAGAGUGCCCUCAUGACAGUGAGCGCGUUGAGACCAUGGGCGACAGCACCGUGUCGUACUCCAUUAACAGCAGCACUUUCUCGGUUGAGACGCGAGAAGCGACCACCAAUAAGUUCAUGGGCAUGUCGUUUGAUUUCGUCAGCGAGGCACCUGUGGGUCACACCCUGGCCUUCGAGAUCCCGGCUGGGACGCAGAUCGUCUGGGUCACCCGCGAAGAGAUGGUGCAGGUGCUCCAGACGCAGGAGUUGCCCGCAUCCGCCGAGGCACGGUUGGAGGCGCAAUUGCGCAGGGUUUAUCAGUAUCCUGGCAGUGUCUAUCCUACACAUGGUAUUGACGACGUGCUAAUGCAGAAAGGAAGCAGGAGGCGCAGGCGCAGGCAGUCAUCGUGUUCAGACUCAGAGACAGGGGCGAUGAUCGGAGGUGGCGCCGCCGUAGGCGUGGGUUUCUUACUCUGCGCGUUUACUUUCAUUGGCUGCUUCGUGGGCGCGCCGUUCUUGGUAAUGGCCGGGACGACGUCCAUUACGAAUGGUGCUUGCAGCUGCUGGGCAAGCAGUACUGCGGGUCAGACCGCCUGUGGAUUGCGGUGA